Messenger RNA from Cephus cinctus (wheat stem sawfly), 2105 nucleotides. RefSeq names its product protein mab-21. Lineage: Eukaryota; Metazoa; Arthropoda; Insecta; Hymenoptera; Cephidae. The coding region runs from base 501 to 1598 and encodes 365 amino acids. The transcript has a single exon. The record is from RefSeq and is a predicted model, not a curated record.
UCGGCAUCGGAGGGUGGGUGGCGCUGAGGUGGCCGGCACAGUCUGCAUUCUGCUCCAGCGUCGAGACGCUCGUUUACCGUCUUCAUCUCCUCUCGCGUUCGUGUCUCUCGCAGUUCGCGGUUACCCGUCGCGUCACCCUGCGACGCCUACGCCGGUCCUACCACGGUGAUCGUUGGGCUAUCGCCAAACGAUAAAAUCGGUUAUCAACGUGGCCGAUAUUACCCUGCAACGUCUCCCUCGUCCCUAUCCCGACUGUCAAGGAGUCAGCCUCGUGUCACUCGCGAACACGAAGCUUCGCCAGGAAGACUUGACUUCCGUGCCGAUCGGCACGGAUCGAUGAGACUUGGGCGAACCUGAUCAGGUCCGGAUCACUCGCGACUCAAAGUGUCUUUGGAUACUCCGUCGUAGGGAGUAUCGAGAUAUACGAAGGAGACCACUGAGAAGGAUGCGGUGAUCGAAGAAUCCUCGGGAAGCAAGCCCUUCGGAGAGGGCGCGAGGACAUGCUACUACCACCGGACAUGCUAGCCGCUCAGUCCAAGAUGGUCUACCAGAUCAAUAAGUACUUCGGGGAGCGAGUGAUGGGCCGCAAGACGCAAGUGUCGAAAACGAUCCAGGAAGUAUGUCGCGUGGUACAGGAUGUCCUCAAGGAAGUCGAGGUCCAGGAGCCACGCUUCAUAUCCUCCCUGACGGACUACAACGGCAGAUUCGACGGUCUCGACGUCAUCUCGCCUACUGAAUUUGAGAUCGUCAUCUACCUGAACCAGAUGGGCGUGCUGAAUUUCGUCGACGACGGCACGCUGCCAGGAUGCGCCGUCCUCAAGUUGAGCGACGGGCGCAAGAGGUCCAUGUCACUUUGGGUAGAGUUCAUCACGGCCUCGGGUUACCUGUCCGCCCGGAAGAUCCGCUCCAGGUUCCAGACCCUGGUGGCUCAGGCCUGCGACAAGUGCGCAUAUCGCGACUCGGUCAAGAUGAUCGCCGACACCACCGAGGUCAAGCUCAGGAUACGCGAACGGUACGUGGUCCAGAUCACACCGGCGUUCAAGUGCGCCGGUCUCUGGCCCAGGUCCGCUUCGCACUGGCCUAUCCCCCACAUUCCCUGGCCUCAUCCGAACAUCGUCGCCGAGGUCAAAGCCGAAGGCUUCGACAUGCUCUCCAAGGAGUGCAUCGGCCUCCAGGGCAAGCAGUCCGCGAUGGAGGGCGACGCCUGGGCACUCUCCUUCAUAGAUGCUGAAAAUCGACUCCUUCAGGGUGCCAGCAGGAGACGAUGCCUGAGCAUCCUCAAAACUCUACGGGACAGACAUCUGGAUCUACCUGGGAAUCCGGUCACCAGCUACCACAUGAAGACCCUCCUGCUCUACGAGUGCGAGAAGCAUCCUCACGAGACCGAGUGGGACGAGAUGUGUCUCGGCGAUCGUAUCAACGGGAUAUUUCUUCAGCUUAUAUCCUGCCUCCAGUGCCGCAGGUGUCCGCACUACUUCCUACCGAAUCUUGACCUCUUCAAGAACAAGACGCCCAGCGCCUUGGAGAACGCUGCCAAGCAGGUCUGGAGACUGACCCGCGAACUACUCACCAAUAGCCGUGCCCUGGAGAAGCUCUAGUGCCACUGUAUCACCGGACUGGCAAGGACGAAGAAGCAAGAUCAGGAACAAAAGAAUAGGAAAAGAAAGGGACCUCUAUGGAUAACUAUGUUGUGAAUGUGUGAUCGUGCGACGACUCAUCACUCAAAUUAGUGCCAUAAAUCGAGUUCGGUUCGAACGUCUGACAUAUUUCUUUUUCCUGAUUCUCGGUCUCUCUUCUCACUCUCUCUCUCUCUUUCUAUUCUUUAUCGAUUUCUCACUCGAUCUUUCGUUUCUCUCACGAAGCCAUCUUGCUCUUUUCUUUACGACUGCCCUAAACUCUAUUGAACGAUCGAUCGUUAAAGAGGUUCUCGCGAACGCAACAUCGUGGCUGUACGUUCGCUUUGGGUACCUACGUUGUAUAUUAAUAAUAGAAAUAUUACGUUUCUUGUAUCCUACGUACACCGUGACCGCUUUUGUAAAUACACCUAAAGAUAUUUAUUGAACUGUAACGAUAUGAGAAAUACAAUACUAUUUAUACGAAAAUAA